AUGACGCAUUCUUCCCGAGAGAUGAAAAGACGAAGAGAAUCGAGUUUAAGACUCCGUCGACACCAUCGCGACCAAAGACGACGCGAAGGAGCUCCUUUUUGUCCUCCUCCUCUCUUGUUUUUGUUGUUGUUCGUCCUACAAACGUCGUCGUUAAAGUCGUUCUUCGUGUCCUCGUGCGUGCCGACGAUUCGUUGCCCGAACGACGGGGAAGAUGUCGUAACCACCACCACUAUCAGAACGUGUCGCGCGGAAUGGCAGUGCACGUGGUCCGCGAUCGCACCGAAAACGAACGGUCCGAAACGGUUUUCGUUACUCCGCGGUCUCACGGAUAUUUUGAACGAGAACAACAACGAUUCAGAAGCGCUUCAAAGAAGUGCGUUUAACAUGACAAACGUGAAAGGGCACUCUGUGGUGCACUAUUCGAUGACGAUUCAACCUUCGUGUUCGCGAGUCGGAUGCGACGUGACGAAGACUUCGAUAACGUUACAAACGCCAGACGCGAGCGAUAGUUUUACGAGCAAAGAUUGUCUCGUGGAAGAGACGGCGAAAAAAUGCGGCCCGUUUGACGCGCCUUCGAAUAGAAACGACCGAGAGGUGUUUAGCGAAGCGACGGCGACGUUGAAGUGUCAGAACAACGUGAAGCCGUGUUCGGGGAGCUCUGUUUUAGUGAGCGUAGAUUUUGAAGCCGAAAUAGCGGCUCCGCCGAGACCACCGGUACCACCAGGUUUACCGAACAGUCCACCGUCGCCGCCUGCACCGUUUGCACCGCCGAUGCCACCAGCUGCGUUCGCGCCCGGCGGGCAAGGUCGAAAAUUUUUUCAAAUGUUUCUCGUUCUCGUCGCCGUGUAUUGCUCCGUCGGGUACGCGCUCGCCUUAGCAAUCACCCGAGGCCGCUGGUCUGGAUUCACAGAAGCGUGCAUCAGAGACGGUAAGGGAAGAAAUUCGUGCGGAUUACUGUUUUUCUGGUGGUGGCCUCGGUUUUGGACCGAGGAAGACGAAAGGUGUUUAGACGCGUUUUACGACGAGGAGGAAAGAGGAGAGAGGCGAUUGUUAGACGGUAGCAGCACUUCAGAAGGAGAAGAAGAAGAAGAAAGCGAAAGCGAAAGCGAAGACGAGUCUUCGUCUGAAGAGGAGGAGGAGGAAGACUGA
This is a messenger RNA of Bathycoccus prasinos, 1149 nucleotides long. RefSeq lists its product with no specific name. The coding region runs from base 1 to 1149 and encodes 382 amino acids. The transcript has a single exon. Lineage: Eukaryota; Viridiplantae; Chlorophyta; Mamiellophyceae; Mamiellales; Bathycoccaceae. The record is from RefSeq and is a predicted model, not a curated record.